Dendrobium catenatum is the source of this 1577-nucleotide messenger RNA. Its product is annotated as GDP-mannose 4,6 dehydratase 1. The transcript has a single exon. The coding region runs from base 179 to 1312 and encodes 377 amino acids. Gene Ontology annotation, biological process: GDP-mannose metabolic process. The record is from RefSeq and is a predicted model, not a curated record. Gene Ontology annotation, molecular function: GDP-mannose 4,6-dehydratase activity. NCBI's taxonomy places the organism in Eukaryota, Viridiplantae, Streptophyta, Magnoliopsida, Asparagales, Orchidaceae.
GUCUGCUGAGCAUCCAAACCCGCAAUGUGAUCUGAAUCCUUUCGGAGAAUAAAUAGGACAAUAUAUCAGUUUAAGAUAUCAUAAUUUUUUUAUUCAUCUGCAUUUAUUCUCGAUCGCCGGUCAGAUUUACAAAGUGGUCGGAGAGAACCACCGCUAACCCUAGAGUUCUCCACAUUCCAUGGCCACCUCCUCCGAAUCCAACAAUGCGGUCGAUGGAUCUUCCUCUACAAACGGCGCAUUAGCCGCUGCAACCCAGAUCCCGCCGCCCCUCUCCCCACAUCGUAAGGUGGCGCUGAUCACCGGAAUCACAGGACAAGACGGAUCCUACCUCACCGAGUUCCUACUCGGCAAGGGUUACGAGGUCCACGGUCUCAUCCGCCGAUCCUCUAACUUUAACACCGCCCGCCUCGACCAUCUCUAUGUCGACCCCCACAACUCCCACAAAGCCCGCAUGAAGCUCCACUAUGCUGAUCUCUCCGACGCUUCCUCUCUCCGUCGAUGGGUUGAUUCCCUCCACCCCGACGAGGUCUACAACCUCGCCGCUCAAUCCCACGUUGCCGUCUCCUUCGAGAUCCCAGAUUACACUGCUGAUGUUGUGGCCACGGGCACCCUACGCCUCCUCGAAGCUGUCCGAUCUUCCUCUAAGAAGGGGAUCCGCUACUACCAGGCCGGAUCCUCUGAGAUGUUCGGAUCCACGCCGCCGCCUCAAUCCGAGACUUCCCCUUUCCACCCACGAUCGCCGUACGCCGCCGCCAAGUGCGCUGCGCACUGGUACACAAUCAACUACCGCGAGGCCUACGGCCUCUUUGCUUGCAAUGGUAUCCUCUUUAAUCACGAGAGCCCGCGCCGUGGCGAGAAUUUCGUCACCAGAAAGAUCACUCGCGCUGUGGGUCGUAUCAAGGUCGGUUUGCAGACCAAGCUCUUCCUUGGAAACCUAUCUGCAGCCAGGGACUGGGGCUUCGCUGGCGAUUAUGUUGAGGCCAUGUGGAUGAUGUUGCAGCAGGACGAGCCGGCCGAUUAUGUGGUGGCAACUGAGGAUUCGCAUUCUGUGGAAGAGUUUCUUGAGGAGGCAUUUGGGCAUGUGGAAUUGAAUUGGAAGGAUCAUGUGGUGAUUGAUAAGAGGUACUUCAGGCCUGCAGAGGUCGACAGCCUGAGAGGGGAUUCAACCAAGGCGAGGAAGGUGCUGGGUUGGAAACCUAAAGUGGGGUUCAAGGAGCUUGUGAGGAUGAUGGUGGAUAAUGACAUUGAGUUGGCUAAGAGGGAGAAGGUUCUCGUAGAUGCUGGCUAUAUGGAUGCGCAGCAGCAACCCUAGUUGGUGAUCCCACUCUCCUUGGUAAUGUCAAAAUUUAAUAAUAAUAAAAAAAAUCUCCGUUUCGAGUCUACUUUCCCUUCAUUCAUUUAGAUAAAGUGAGAUCUACUUGUUCUUGAAAUACGUGAAACUUUUAUUAAAAGCUUAACGCCAUUGUUGUUUCAUUCUGUUCUUGUUGUGUAGCUGUAUUUUGCUAAAUUUAAUAUUUAACAUAUCUAGCUUUUGGUUCUUAAGCUGUUGUGAACAACUUAUCUUUGCUUUUUAUGUU